Kockovaella imperatae is the source of this 1263-nucleotide messenger RNA. Its product is annotated as P-loop containing nucleoside triphosphate hydrolase protein. Gene Ontology annotation, biological process: vesicle transport along actin filament; actin filament organization. Gene Ontology annotation, molecular function: actin filament binding; ATP binding; microfilament motor activity. The record is from RefSeq and is a predicted model, not a curated record. Lineage: Eukaryota; Fungi; Basidiomycota; Tremellomycetes; Tremellales; Cuniculitremaceae. Gene Ontology annotation, cellular component: vesicle; cytoplasm; myosin complex. The coding region runs from base 8 to 1162 and encodes 384 amino acids. The transcript is spliced from 7 exons.
CUCUAUCAUGCCGCUCCUGGAUUUGACAAAGUUGACCCCCGCACCUUCUGAUGAAAGAGCUGUUGCAGAUCUUCUUCAUGGACGAUGGGUUGAUGGGGACCUGGUAUCCAAGGUUGGAGAUAUAUAUAUCGCACUGAGGCCUGUUGGCCUGGAAGAUGGGCAUGUGGCCAGUUUGUCAGCCCAGUCAAUCAGUUCAAUGGCCGAUACCGCAUAUACGAGACUUCAGGCAACAGGGAGGUCUCAAACAAUAUUGACCCAGGGAGAAUCGGGCAGCGGCAAGACCACCGCCAUGAAGCACCUGAUGAACGCCCUGGGUGAAAAGAUGAAGCUCCAAGACGCCGAAUACAUGAGUCAUGCUGCGGAGCUAUCGGAUCGUGUGGCACAUCUUCUCGACGCUUUUGGCAGUGCGAUGACCUCUCUGAAUCCGCAGUCCUCUCGAUACCUUAAGACCAUCUCCUACACUUUCAACACUGAAUCGAUGGAGCUUAAAGCUCUUAGGCUCUCUAUUUCGGCCUUCGAGCGCUCACGGGUGGGACGAACUCAUUGGCAUCAACAUGAGUCCAAUUUCUCGGUUCUCCAUCAGCUCCACGCUUCACGGGCUCUGUAUCCGCAUCUCGAACUCCCGGAUGACGCGGACGGCAUCCCAUCCCGCUUCUCUGAAGACAAUCUCCAGGCCAACUGGGCGGAAACAGUGACAACUUUGAAAAUCGUGUUGGGGAACGAGGAAGCCGCCAAGAUUGUCACGGUGCUUGGAAGUGUGAUUCACCUCUCGAUGAUCAAGGGCAAGAACCAUCCCGCGGUCUCAAAAGCUGCCAGGUGCCUCGGGGUCAGUGAGGAGAGAUUGAAGCGAUCCAUGUUCUUCCGCGAAGCUGGCGGAGAGCUACUGCCAAGAACGCCCUCAGAGUCGGAGAUAGCUCGUGCAAGCCUAGCACAAGCCCUAUACAAGCGAGUGCUAGAUUACCUGUUGGCGGUGGGAAACGAACAGCUUGCUUUGAAGUCGAGACACAGUCGGGAGACUGCAGAUACCUCAGAGGUGAAUCUGCUCUCAAUCGAUCUCAUCGACAUGUGCGGCUUCGAAGACUUCGCAAGCGGUAACUCUUUGGACCAGUUUUUGAUCAAUGUCUUGAAUGAAGAGUUGCACGACCUUGUGAGUACAGACUAGUCUUGCCAGGUCAUCACUGAGGGAGGGUUUGAUAAAGUACCUGGACAAGAUGAUGGCCACCCACCUGGAAACUAUGUUGAGAGAAGGUAUCAUGGAGGCUG